AUGCCGGGAAGAACGGGCCGCGAUCCUGACGGCUGUGCGCCUGCGCCGGCUCCUUGCGUCUGCGCGCUGGCGCCCAUCUGCCACCGGGGCCUGACGUCACGGGGCGGCCGCCCCUUUCUCCGGGUCUCCGGGGCCGCCUCCUGGGGCGUCGUCGACCCGGCCGGCCGCUUCUCGGUGACGCUCGGCUUCCUGGGAUGGACUCCCGAGCUCUGCCCCUCGGGAACGCCCCCGGUUGCAGGCCGUUCCAGGGGCCGUCCGGGACGGCUCCAGCGCCACCUCCUGAGCGGCGAGUUCGACCAGCUGCGGGACUUCCCCAUCUUUGAGAGCAACUUCGUGCAGGUGACCCGGUCAGGAGAAGUCGCCAACAAGGUCACCAUGGGGGUGGCAGCCUCCAGUCCAGCGCUGGAACUUCCAGACCUGUUGUUGCUGGCGGGUCCUUCCAAGGAGAACGGACACCUGCAGCUCUUUGGGCUGUUCCCCUUACAGUUCGUCCGGCUCUCCAUCCACAACGAGAGCCGCCGGCAGCUCAAGGUCAAGUUCAGCACCGGCCGCACCUUCUACCUGCAGCUGCGGCCCCGGCCCGAGACCGGCGACCGCGAGUUCGGCCAGUGGGUGCGGCUGCUCUACCGCCUGCGCUUCCACGCGGCCCACGAGGCCGUGCCCUUCACGCAGGCGCCGGAGGACGACGACGACUGCGAGGACGAGGCGGGCGCGGGCUGGGGGGGGCGGCAGUACAAGUCCCUCCCGGACCCCAAACUGCAGAUGCAUUAA
Messenger RNA from Carlito syrichta (Philippine tarsier), 771 nucleotides. It is a transcript of the gene GARIN5A, whose product is annotated as family with sequence similarity 71 member E1. Bases 1 to 771 code for a protein of 256 amino acids. The record is from RefSeq and is a predicted model, not a curated record. The transcript has 5 exons. Gene Ontology annotation, cellular component: nucleus. Lineage: Eukaryota; Metazoa; Chordata; Mammalia; Primates; Tarsiidae.